AUGAGUCAUAAUAGUUUAUGUGGUAGAGCAGGAUGUAGUAAGAUAAGGGCACACUAUUGUAGUGAUCAUAAGAUUGUACUCUGUAGUACUUGAUAUGACAUCUCCCAUCCUACAUGUGAUUCCAAACCGAUCCUGAAUCCAGAUUCUAUAAUGAACACCAUUAAAACUCUUGAAAAGUUCAUUGAUAGUUUAAACAAAGAAGCUAGGAAAUAUGAAUUACUGGUGCAGAUGAAGGAAUUAGAAAAUUCAUUAAACAGUAUCUCAAAUGCUGUUGCAAGUGUUAAGGAAGAAGCAAGAUUAGCAAUUGAAAAUGAUGAGUUCUUGAAGUACAAUGAUAUGAAGAUUAAAGCCCAAGCUGUUAAAUUAAACAUUCUAAAUUGAAAAUAUUGAAAAUCUGAGGAAAAGCCAAAUGAAAUCAUUGAGUUGCUAUUUUAUUCGCAAUUUUUCAGAUUAUAUGAUGCCGAUGAAAGCGAAGAGAAUGUCAAAAUUAGAGCAAAUAAAAGAAAGACAUAUCCAGAAAUUUCCUUGUCAAAUAAUUUUUAUGAUAUUGAAUCAUCACAAGAGACCUUCAUUACUGAGAAGCAUUCUGAUGCCCCUAAUAUGCAAAGGAAAAGAUUUUUGGAACCAAGAGAGAUUGAAAAGCUCACAGAAAAGAAUAAAGCUCUUGAAGAUGACAAUAGGAGACUCAAAGAAGAAAAUUUAAUUUUAAAGAAGAAGCUUGGAGAAUAUGAACUCACAAAUCAAUCCCAAGCUAAGAAGAUUGAACAAUUGAAAAAAACCAAAUGAAAGAAAUGACCCAAAAUUCUCUUAAAGAAGAUAACGAAAAAAGAUUCUAAGCAUGAUGAACCUCUUGAUAUAUACUCCUUAUAAAAAAUUCGGGACAUACAAAGUCAGAUGGAGAGUAUAAUCAGAAUAACUUUCAAUUAAUUCU
Moneuplotes crassus is the source of this 931-nucleotide messenger RNA. The record is from the annotation of a GenBank genome assembly. Lineage: Eukaryota; Ciliophora; Spirotrichea; Euplotida; Euplotidae.